AUGCACGUCGGCGCCCGCGGGGGUGGGCAGCGCCUCGCCUGCAUGCUGCGGCUUUUGGGUGCUCCCCCCCUGCGUCUCAGCCCGCAGCGGCGCAUCCUUGCGCCUCCUGCGGAUGAUGACCCACCUGCCCCGGACGGUCCGGCCUCCGCUGUGCAGGCCCCGGCGUCCCGUGGCCGCUCCAGCGUCGCCUUGGUGGAGUUGGACGAGCCCGGUGACAGAGUGGCGGUGCUGCCGCCCGAACGACGCCGGAGCGCUAGGAUUGCUCGUAACGAGCCGUCCACCUGGCUCGGCGUGGAAGAAAAAGCUAUGAGGCUUAGGGCUCUUCGGGACGCUCUGACCGGCUGCUCGCCGCGCCUCAAGUCCAAGGUGGCGAGGGCCAAGAUGCUCGAUGGGGUGCUCGACCCAUUGACCGCGGCGGCUACGGCGGCCGUGCGCUCGGCGGCUGCGAUCCCGUCUGCUCCGGCGCAGGCUAGCUCCGAUGGGCUGGGGGGUGUUGACAAGUGCGGCGUCGUGCGGAACGCUAUCCACACUGUCAACCCCGUCCUCGCUUGUAUCCAGGAAAGCAAACUAUCUGAUUUGUCCACCAGUAAGGCUCGCUCGUUCUUGCCCUCCCGCCUGGGCUCUUUCGUGUCCAAAAAUGCGGAGGGUAGUAGAGGCGGGAUGGUCACCGCUUGGGACCCCAACGUCCUCAGUCUGUCCGCGUCUUCGGCCUCCCGUUACACGCUUACUGCCUCCCUUUCUUCCACGCGGUGCGCCCUCUCCUUCCGGAUCACUAACGUCUACGCUCCCUCCGAUCAUGCGUUCACGGCGGACUUUGUCGAGGACCUCAUGUCGGUCGCAGCGGGCAUCACUGGCCCCUGGCUGGUGCUUGGGGACUUCAACCUCAUCCGCUUCCCUCACGAGAAGAAUAACGAUCGCUUUGAUGCUUCUCGUGCGGCUGUGUUCAACUCCCUCGUUAACUCUCUUGCUCUGCACGAGCUCGCCCUGUCGGACAGGCUUUUUACUUGGACGAACAGGCGGGAUCCCCCCACCCUCGCUCGUCUGGAUCGCGUCUUCUUUGACCACGCUUGGGACGUCGCCUUCCCGGACUCGGGUCUGUCGUCUCGCCCCCGUUCUACCUCGGAUCAUGUGCCCCUAGUGGUGGAGGCCGCGACGCGGAUUCCUUCCCCUUCUCGGUUUUUCUUCGAGAAUGCUUGGCUCCGCGAUCCUCAGUUUCUCCCCUCUACCCUCUCGUCCUGGUCGAACACGGGGGCCAGUCGGUGCGCUGUGGGUUGCCUGGCAACUCGCAAGAAAAGGUUCAGGGCCGCGGCCAAGGUUUGGAAAAGGCUACACAAAUACAUUCCUGCUUUUGAUAAUAACUGCAAAUUUGUGAUUGACCUGCUUGACUUUUGGGAGGAGUGCCGCACCUUGUCCUCUGAUGAACACCAGCUCAGGCAGGACACGCGCGUGGCCUUGGCGGCUUCGAUCCGGCGGCAGAGCGCGUACUGGAAGCAGCGCGGGAAGUGCCGGGCUGUCUGCGAGGGGGACGAGAACACCGGCUUCUUCCACGCGAGCGCCUCCCACCGCCGCCGCGCCAACUCGAUCCGUGUGCUCGACGUCGACGGUGCGAUGGUGUUGGACCACGCUGGCAAGGCGGCGGCCCUGCUCACGUUCUACUCCGACCUAUUGGGCAGGGCUCGGCCCGCUGUGUGGAGCUUCGACUUGGAGGCUCUCUACCGCCACGCGCUGAGGGUGGACGCGGCGGCUCUGGUCGCGCCUUUCUUGCCCAGCGAGAUUAAAGAUGCUGCGAACCUCCUCGACCGGACUAGCGCGCCCGGACCGGAUGGCCUUGGCCCCGCGUUCUACCAGGCCGCCUGGAGUACGGUCGCGGGCGACCUACAGUUGCAGAAACAGAUUGGGGGCAUCAUCGACGUCGACCAGUCUGGGUUCUUGGCGGGGAGGAGCAUCUCCGAGAACUUCGUGUAUGCCGCCGAGGUGAUCCAGUGCUGCCACAAACGGGGGGCGCCUGCCCUCGUGUUCAAGCUGGACUUCACUAAGGCGUUCGACUCGGUCAACUGGGGGGCACUGCGCCGAAUCCUCAUGGCGCGCGGCUUUCCCUGUCGGUGGUGCGACUGGAUGGACCUGAUCUUCGAGUCCUCGCGGUCGGCUGUGCUGCUGAACGGCGUGCCCGGGCGGUGGUUCACGGUGCGCCGGGGGCUGCGGCAAGGCGACCCAUGUUCGCCCUACCUCUUCCUCAUCGUCGCCGAUGUGCUGCAACAAAUGAUCUGUCAAGACGGGGCCCUGUUCCACCCUCUCAUCGAUGGCAAGCCCCCCUGGUGA
This is a messenger RNA of Aegilops tauschii subsp. strangulata, 2319 nucleotides long. NCBI's taxonomy places the organism in Eukaryota, Viridiplantae, Streptophyta, Magnoliopsida, Poales, Poaceae. The record is from RefSeq and is a predicted model, not a curated record.